CCUCACUCUUUGUCACUGUCCGCAAACGUCGGGUACGGUGGCCUCCAUGGACGAUGAUCAGCCGACAAGCUGGACUGCGGAGAGCUGGGAGCAGAGGGGAGGAGGAGAGAUAGCUCGAACGUCAGGAUCCCAGAGCUCAGGAGUCUUGCUCGGUCACCCAGGCUGGAGUGCAGUGGUGAAAUCUCAGCUUACUGCAACAUCCACUUCCCAGGUUCAAGCGAUUCUCCUGCCUUGGCCUCCCAGUGUAGUGGCACAGUAUCAGCUCACUGCAACCUCCACCUUCCAAGUUCAAGUGAUUCUCAUGCCUCAGCCUCCUGAGUAGCUGGGACUACAGACGGAGUCUGUCUCUGUCGCCCCAGGCUGGAGUGCAGUGGCGCGAUCUCGACUCACUGCAAUCAAAAGGAGACAUUUUUACAUUGAGACAUAUACAGGGAAUAUGCCCUGUGAACAUGAAGAUGGCCAUAUGCAAGCCCAGGAGAGAAGCCUGGAAGAGACCGUUUCCUCACAGCGCUCAGAAGGAACGAACCCUGCCAACAUCUUGCUUUCAGAUGCCCCCAGGAUUGUGAGACAAUAAGAUCUGUCAUACUGGAUUAAGAAAGUGUGGCACAUAUACACCAUGGAAUACUAUGCAGCCAUAAAAAAUGAUGAGUUCGUGUCCUUUGUAGGGACAUGGAUGAAACUGGAAACCAUCAUUCUCAGUAAACUAUCGCAAGGACAAAAAACCAAACACCGCAUGUUCUCACUCAUAGGUGGGAAUUGAACAAUGAGAACUCAUGGACACAGGAAGGGGAACAUCACGCUCCGGGGACUGUUGUGAGGUGGGGGGAGGGGGGAGGGACAGCAUUAGGAGAUACACCUAAUGCUAAAUGACGAGUUAAUGGGUGCAGGAAAUCAACAUGGCACAUGGAUACAUAUGUAACAAACCUGCACAUUGUGCACAUGUACCCUAAAACCCUAAAGUAUAAUAAAAAAAAAAAAAAAAGAUCUGUCAUUGACGCCACCCGGCUGGUGACACUUAGGUACAGCAGCCCUAGCAAAUGAAUACACCCCCAUUAGAACUAAGCUCCCUGGGAGCGGUAAGCUGCCUUGUCUUGCUCACAGCUGUCCCAGAACACGCCUGUACGGUCACUUAGCACCUAGUACUGCCAUUUAACCGUUUCACUAGUAUGUAUGAAGCGGAGAGCCUGUCAAGGGAAGAGCUGAAUCUUUUAUCUUUUGUGACAACUACCCAGUGAAGGAAACCGCGGGUAUGCAAUAAAAACCUGUUGAAUCGAUUAAACCAUUUCACUUAUUUCCAGAUUUUUGCGGAGAGCGCCAGUAGGUGCAAUAUGUGCGGACUGAUGAGUCACAGCUCUUAUUCCCUGGGCUGCAUUAAUACUCACGACGUGCUUUUCGCUCUCCAGACAAAGAGACCGGUACUUGGCAGGUCCCUCAAGUGGGACUCAAAAGACCGAACCCAGCUGCAGCCUUUCGCUAGCACUGUUCCUCGCCCCUUUUGGCAUCUUGGUACUUGUAGUUUUGUCCACUCUAUCUUUACCCGAAAAGCCAGCGCUGAGACCACAACUCCCAUCACCCUGCGAGCACCGGCGCCUUCAGAGCGCAUCCUCCGAGGGGCACCAGCGCCAUUGACCACCCUGCUGGCCGAAGGGCCCGCCUUCCCGAGGCCAGGCGCUCCCGCGAUUGGCCAGCCGCCCCGCCUCUCAUCGGAGGGCGCCAGGUGAAUGAAAGGGGGGCGUGUUGGUGCGCGGAGCUCCGUGGCUGCGCUGCUGGAACCCGCUGGAAGAGAUACAGGUUUCCUCUGGAGCAGCAGCAGCUGGCGGAGCAAUGGAGAUGCAAUCCUAUUAUGCCAAGCUCUUGGGGGAGCUGAAUGAACAGAGGAAGAGGGACUUUUUCUGUGACUGCAGCAUCAUUGUGGAAGGGCGGAUCUUCAAGGCCCACAGGAACAUUUUGUUUGCUAACAGCGGCUACUUCCGAGCCCUGCUCAUUCAUUAUAUCCAGGACAGCGGGCGGCAUAGCACCGCCUCCUUGGACAUUGUCACCUCUGAUGCCUUCUCCAUCAUCUUAGAUUUCCUCUAUUCUGGGAAGUUGGAUUUGUGUGGGGAGAAUGUGAUCGAAGUGAUGUCGGCUGCCAGCUACCUGCAGAUGAAUGACGUGGUGAACUUCUGCAAGACAUACAUUAGGUCAUCCCUCGACAUUUGUCGAAAGAUGGAGAAGGAGGCUGCUGUGGCUGCAGCAGUGGCGGCGGCAGCGGCGGCGGCUGCAGCGGCGGCGGCAGCGGCGGCUCAUCAGGUUGACAGUGGAAGCCCCAGUUCAGGCCGAGAGGGGACCUCCUGUGGUACCAAGAGCUUGGUCUCCUCUCCAGCCGACGGAGAAAAGAGCGUGGACUGCCUGAGAGAGUCCCCUUGCGGUGACUGCGGAGACUGCCACCCCUUGGAACUGGUGGUGAAAGACAGCCUUGGCGGUGGCUCGGCUGACAGCGACCUCUCUACUCCACCCAAACGGAUAGAGCCCAAGGUGGAAUUUGAUGCUGAUGAAGUGGAGGUGGACGUUGGUGAACAGCUGCAGCAGUAUGCUGCCCCGCUGAACCUGGCCCACGUGGAGGAGGCCUUGCCAAGCGGCCAGGCGGUUGACUUGGCUUACAGCAACUACCACGUGAAGCAGUUCCUGGAGGCGCUCUUGCGCAACGGCGCUGCCCCGAGCAAGGAUGAUGCGGACCAUCACUUUUCUCGGAGUUUGGACGGAAGACCAGAAGGUGCAGGAGUAGCCAUGAGUUCCAUGAUGGAUGUCCAGGCUGACUGGUAUGGAGAGGACUCAGGUGAUGUGCUGGUGGUCCCCAUCAAGCUCCACAAGUGUCCUUUCUGCCCUUACACUGCCAAACAGAAGGGCAUCCUCAAGCGGCACAUCCGUUCACACACAGGCGAGCGUCCCUACCCCUGUGAGACCUGUGGCAAGAGGUUCACUCGACAGGAGCACCUGCGGAGCCACGCGCUGAGUGUCCACAGAUCCAACCGUCCAAUCAUCUGCAAGGGCUGCAGGAGAACAUUCACGAGUCACCUGUCCCAGGGGCUGCGGCGCUUCGGGCUGUGUGACAGCUGCACCUGCGUUACAGACACACCCGAUGAUGACGAUGAUUUGAUGCCCAUCAACCUUAGCUUGGUGGAGGCUUCAUCCGAAAGCCAAGAAAAGAGUGACACAGACAAUGACUGGCCAAUCUAUGUGGAGUCGGGUGAGGAAAAUGACCCCGCUAGAGAUGAUUCUGAUGACAAACCACAAAUUCAGCCCAGCUUGUCAGACCGAGAGACACUUACGUAGCAAUAAAUUGGUGGGGAAGAGGUUUUAGAACUUGUUAGUGCUCAUUCUGGUUGUUGAAAGAUACCAUUUGUCCAAUUUUGUGGAACCUUGAGAGAAACAUUUUUUCACUGUUAUUAUAUGUGCAUUUUUAUUAGACUAUCUGAUAGAGGUUGGAUUUUGUGACUCAAAGGACAGAUAAC
Symphalangus syndactylus (siamang) is the source of this 3491-nucleotide messenger RNA. It is a transcript of the gene ZBTB8B, whose product is annotated as zinc finger and BTB domain containing 8B. Gene Ontology annotation, molecular function: RNA polymerase II cis-regulatory region sequence-specific DNA binding; protein binding; DNA-binding transcription factor activity, RNA polymerase II-specific. NCBI's taxonomy places the organism in Eukaryota, Metazoa, Chordata, Mammalia, Primates, Hylobatidae. The record is from RefSeq and is a predicted model, not a curated record. Gene Ontology annotation, biological process: regulation of transcription by RNA polymerase II.